This is a messenger RNA of Hippocampus zosterae (dwarf seahorse), 5618 nucleotides long. It is a transcript of the gene drosha, whose product is annotated as drosha ribonuclease III. Gene Ontology annotation, cellular component: nucleus. The transcript has 33 exons. Gene Ontology annotation, molecular function: double-stranded RNA binding; ribonuclease III activity. Bases 125 to 4099 code for a protein of 1324 amino acids. Lineage: Eukaryota; Metazoa; Chordata; Actinopteri; Syngnathiformes; Syngnathidae. The record is from RefSeq and is a predicted model, not a curated record. Gene Ontology annotation, biological process: pre-miRNA processing; primary miRNA processing; regulation of gene expression.
UUCCGACUGGAAACACGGAAGCACUCGUUUUACCAGACAUUUGUGAUAACCUGUUCAUGUUCACACUGUCCACAUUUUUUAUUUAUUCACGUUACGAAAAGACUUUGUUGAGCACCCGACAGACAUGUCUUUCAAUCAAGACUCUGGGGUACCCAGGGGAGCAGUGCCCUGCGGGCAAAACUACAGAGCCCCCAGACUGAGGCCCCCACCUCCUCUCCCCGUUGUACCCCCACACAAUUAUGACCCUCAAGCUGCCACAAUGCCAGGUUUCCACGGGAACAGCGGCGGCUACAUGCCACCACAUCCUGACUUCAUGUCGUACCCGCCUCCAGUGCCUCCCCCUACGCCCGGCUCUCUUCACCCUUUUCCAGUAUGUCCACCCUUCGCCAAGCCGCCUAGCUUUCCGCCUCCCCCCUUACCCGGUGCCCCCGUAGCCGGCUCCCUGAUGGCGCCGAAUGCCUACCACCCUUACAUGAUGCCGCCUGUACCCCCGCCGCCCUUGCCGCCCCCAAAGUCGUCUACAUCUAUGACUUACCCCCCUCCAUACCACAUGGGUUACCCCCAUCCUCCCCACCCCCCUUUCCCUCCCCCUCCCUUCAAACCGGAACACAUCCAGAGCCCCGGUCCAUUCAAACCUGAGCAGAGCUUCCACCAUAGGGGAGAGUACAGGUACGAGAAGUCCAGUGCUAUCGGCAGGCGGUCCCCGGAGCGAGAAUAUUACCGUGAUGAUUACCGGAAGCGGAGCUAUAGUGGCCAUGGCGACAGGCACCGUCUGGACAUUCUCGGCGAGCGCAAGGACCGCGGCAGGAGCCCAGAAAGGCACGGCCGGAUGGAGGGCUGCAGGUACAGAUCCGAGUAUGACAGAGGGCGGUCCCCUGGCAGCUCACGUCGGAGCCGCGAUAGCAGCAGAGAGCGCUACCGCCACCGCGAGAGUCGAAAAACCCCGUCACCUGACCGACACCACCGAAAGAGGCCUCGCAGUCGCUCAACCAGCAGAAACAGGAAGCGCAGUCGCUGGGAGGAGGAGCGGGACCGCCGUUCCGAGUCCUCGUCGACCCCAUGCCGAGACCGCGGCCAAUCCUUCGGCCGCGGCAAAGAUUCCGAGGAGUGCGCCAGCGGUGUUGAGAGAGAGCCAGGAGAAGCCGAGCGGGACAAGGACCGAGGCGAGGAUGAGGCUGAGGAUGAUGAACUGCUGAAGCCCGCCUGGAUCCGUUGCACCCACGCCGAGAGCUUCUACUCCAACGACCCCAUGGAUCAAGUGGGAGAUUCGACUGUCGUCGGCACGAGUAAACUGCGGGAACUCUAUGAGCGCUUUGAAGAGGAGCUGGGGAAGCGGCAGGCGAGAGCCAAGGAGUCUCGACCCAAAUGGGAACCGCCGCAGACCAAACUGGACGAGGAUCCCGGCGACAGCAGCAGUGAGUCGGAGUGCGAGUCGGACGAAGAGGGAAGUUCUUGCUCCAGCAGCUCCGACUCGGAGUUGUUUGACGUCAUUGCCGAAAUCAAGAGGAAGAAAGCGCAUCCGGAUCGACUUCACGAGGAGCUCUGGUACAACGACCCGGGACAGAUGAACGACGGCCCCCUGUGCAAGUGCAGCGCCAAGGCCCGACGCACCGGCAUUCGUCACAGCAUCUACCCAGGGGAAGAGCCUGUCGAAUCAUGUCGGGGGCUCAACAACAACGCUGGAAAGUUGUUCCACUACCGGAUAACCGUGUCUCCGCCCACCAACUUCCUGACGGACCGUCCCACUGUGAUCGACUACGACGACCACGAGUAUCUAUUUGAGGGCUUCUCCGUUUUCUCCCACACUCGUCUCACCAGUAUUCCAUUGUGCCGGGUGAUCCGCUUCAACAUAGAUUACACCAUCCACUUCAUAGAGGAGAUGGCGCCCGAGAACUACUGCGUCCAAGGCCUGGAGCUGUUCGCCUCCUUCCUUUUCCGGGACAUUCUGGAGCUGUACGACUGGAACCUCGCAGGCCCAAAUUGGGAGAAUGUUGGCGGAUGCCAGCGCUUCCACUUCAUGCCUCGUUUUGUUCGAUUCCUACCCGAUGGUGGCAAGGAGGUGCUGUCCAUGCACCAGGUGCUGCUCUACCUCCUGAGCAGCAGCAAGCCUUUGGUCCCCGAGGAGCAAAUCGCCGAUAUGCUGCAGUGGGAGGAGCUGGCGUGGCAGAAGUAUGCGGAAGAGUGCAAGGGCAUGAUCGUCACCAACCCGGGCUCGAAACCGAGUUCGGUGCGGAUCGACCAGCUGGACCGGGAGCAGUUCAACCCAGACGUCAUCACUUUCCCCAUCAUCGUUCAUUUUGGAAUACGGCCCGCCCAGCUCAGCUACGCUGGAGACCCUCAAUACCAGAAACUGUGGAAGAGCUACGUGAAACUGCGCCACCUGCUUGCCAACAGCCCCAAGGUGAAGCAACUGGAUAAGCAGAAGCUGAUGCAGAGGGAGGAAGCUCUUCAGAAGAUCCGUCAGAAGAACACCAUGCGCCGCGAGGUGACAGUGGAGCUCAGCAGCCAGGGAUUCUGGAAGACCGGCAUCCGCUCUGACGUCUGUCAGCACGCCAUGAUGCUGCCCGUCCUCACCCAUCACAUCCGCUACCACCAGUGCCUCAUGCACCUGGACAAGCUGAUUGGCUACGUGUUCAAGGAGCGCUGCCUCUUGCAGUUGGCCAUGACGCAUCCCAGUCACCAUCUCAACUUCGGCAUGAACCCCGACCACGCCCGCAACUCGCUGUCCAACUGCGGAAUCCGCCAACCCAAAUACGGCGACAGGAAGGUGCAUCACAUGUACAUGAGAAAGAAAGGAAUCAACACUUUGAUUAACAUCAUGUCCCGUCUGGGCCAGGAUGACCCGUCCCCCUCCAGGAUCAAUCACAACGAGAGGUUGGAGUUCCUGGGCGAUGCUGUCGUGGAGUUCCUCACCAGUGUCCACUUGUACUAUCUUUUCCCCACUUUGGAGGAAGGAGGUCUGGCCACCUACAGAACUGCCAUCGUGCAAAACCAGCACCUUGCCAUGCUCGCCAAGAAACUGGAGUUGGAUCGCUUCAUGCUCUACGCUCACGGGCCGGAUCUGUGCCGGGAGUCGGACCUGCGGCACGCCAUGGCCAACUGCUUUGAGGCCCUCAUAGGUGCCGUUUAUUUGGAGGGCGGCUUGGACGAGGCCCGGCAGCUCUUCGGACGACUUCUCUUCAACGGUCAGGACCUACAGGACGUUUGGCUCCACUACCCGUCACACCCGCUACAGGUCCAGGAGCCUCUGACGGACCGACAGCUCAUCGAGACGUCGCCCGUCCUGCAGAAGCUGACCAACUUCGAGGAGUCCAUCGGCGUGCUGUUCACGCACGUGCGCCUCCUGGCCCGAGCCUUCACGCUGCGGACGGUGGGCUUCAACCACCUCACACUGGGCCACAACCAAAGGAUGGAGUUCCUGGGGGAUUCCAUCAUGCAGCUGGUGGCCACCGAGUAUCUCUUCAUCCAUUUCCCCGACCACCACGAGGGACACCUUACACUUCUGCGCAGCUCGCUGGUCAACAACCGCACGCAGGCCAAAGUGGCGGUGGAGCUGGGCAUGCAGGACUUCGCCAUCACCAACGACAAAACCAAGCGGCCCGUGGCGCUCCGGACCAAGACCCUUGCCGACUUGCUGGAGUCUUUCAUCGCGGCGCUCUACAUUGACAAGGACCUGGAAUUCGUGCACACCUUCAUGAACGUCUGCUUCUUCCCUCGACUGAAGGAGUUUAUUCUCAACCAGGACUGGAACGACCCCAAAUCUCAGCUGCAGCAGUGUUGCCUGACGCUGAGGACGGAGGGCAAGGAACCCGACAUUCCGCUCUACAAGACGCUGCAGACGGUGGGGCCAUCGCAUGCACGCACCUACACCGUCGCCGUCUACUUCAAAGGCGAGCGCAUCGGUUGCGGCAAAGGACCCAGCAUCCAGCAGGCGGAAAUGGGAGCUGCCAUGGACGCGCUGAACAAAUAUAACUUCCCGCAGAUGGCCCAUCAGAAGCGCUUCAUUGAGCGCAAGUACCGGCAGGAGCUGAAGGAGAUGAGACGGGAGCGGGAGCGCCAGGAGAAGGACGGCGACGAGUCCAACGUCGGCAGGAAGUGAGGCGGCGGAAGAUGGUUUCCGGUUUCGACACGAGACUCCACCACGUUUGUCACCAGCGGCCCAACGGCGUCUACACAUCGACAAGCACACGUCUAACUUGAUGGCGCCACCACAGGAGAGCGCGGGGGGGGGGGCGGGGGGACCAAAAUGACCACGUGCUGAACACUCCACGUAAAAACGUCGACUUUCUGUCGCUUGGCUGUGUGACGGAUGUGAAAGGCGCUCACGCGCUUGCUUCGUCCUUCCGGUUUUCCGUCAUCCGUCAGGUGGUUGGAUCGGAACGUCUCUGUAAGGCUUUCACUUUUUUUCUCACUUGCUAGUAUAGAGCCAAGAAUGUACUUUCAGCUCCUUGUUAGCUGUCGACGUCAAAGGUGAGAAGCCUCGUUGACGAGCGUUUUUGGGGGGGGGGGGCUGAAAGGAAACGAGACAAACCACCGUUUCGAUGAGAGCGGGUUGUGUCCGACUCUUUUCCCCCAUUGUGCCAAAACCAUCUCCAAACUCCAUCAUCAGUGUGGACUGGGCUCCCCGGUGGAUCAAAUCCACGCAAGCAAAACGCCGACGUAGCUUCACGGUCAUCCGCAAAUGUUGAACGGAGGCAACGUCUUGGUUGUUGAAGUCGUUCGAUCCCAAACUAGCGACAUCAAUAGGACUCCACAGCUCAAAAUACAACUAAAAAAAGUCUUUUCGAUUCAAGUGGAAACGUCUUCGACAAGAGUCCGGUUGCCUCCGUCCAACCCAGGAGUGAAUUUUCCUGCUCGAUUGUCUGAAAAGAGACCAGCUAAGCUCUUUAGAUGACAUCGAGGAGAGAAACGUUUGUCGGCUUUGGCCGCCCGCUUGACGUGACAAAAGUGGACCGCCGCUCCUGGCGCCUUUUUCAAGCGUGACGACGACAGUACCACUUCCUGAAGGCUAGGGGGCGUGGCGCUGUGAGGACAAAGACAAAGUGGCUGUACAGUGUAUUGUAUCAUGUAGCGUACACAAGCAGAAGAUCACGAUAUAUGUAGCGGGACUUUGUCGCAGAAACAUUGAAAGUAUGCCACUGCUCACAGCGUCCGUCGCAGGAAGAAAAACAAAGAAAAACAAUGGUAGCUAUGUGUGGGCGUGGCCUACAUCCAAUGCACAGGGGUGUCCAAACUUUUUUCUUCCUGGGGGGGCCGUGGACAGAAAAUUGAAAGCAUGGCAGAACCAUUCUGACGUUCUUCGUCUUUGUUCAAUGCGCAAAAAACCUUUCAACGCACCCCACGCUCCACAAAUCCGUGGUUUCUCAUUGUGGGGUGCGUUUGGGAAAUAUCCUCCGACAGCACUGUUUCACUCACGGCAUUCAGAAAGUCCGAAUGUUGUUCAAAUGUGCCGUUUGGUUAUUUAGAGGGCACCUAAAACGGAUCCCGGUGCAGGCCGUACACGUGCACGAGUUCCCGAUGACAGUCUGCGUUCAGAAUUUAAUGCGAGCGGAGCGCGCUCUCCCCUCUGGCAGCACGCGAGGACGACAAAACGUCUGCUAAAUAACCUUGUUCAAGUU